GCCCAGCCCCGGAAUAUAUAGAUCAUUGAAGCGCAAUGAAGUAGCCUUUGGAAAGGAGGGAGGGGGGCCGGUCCGACAGCCACAGCGGCCAGCACAGCGGCAGCCGCGGCAGCACCACCAUCACCGUUCGCACCCCAGCCGCCCGGCCCGCGAGGAGGCAGCGGCGGCCGCCGGCGGGAGCGGAGGCGGUGGCGGAGAGGCGAGGAGGAGCAGCAGGAGGAUCCGGAGCGUGCAGCCAGCGGGUCCACGCAUCUUGGCACUUCCAGAACAACUCCAACGUCUUCCACACCCCAGCCCGGGGCUAGGGGCUCCGAGAGCGGCCGCAAAACCAGCCCGAUCCUCCUCCCGAGCCCUCCCAGCCCUGCCUUGCGCCUCCCGGGCUCCGCUCCGCGCGGCGGGGUCCCCGCUCCUGCGCCCCGGGCGCGCCUCCCGGACACCUCGGUCCCCGUAGGCAGGACAAAGCCAUGAAGCCGGCGCUGCUGGAAGUGAUGAGGAUGAACAGAAUUUGCCGGAUGGUGCUGGCCACUUGCUUGGGAUCCUUUAUCCUGGUCAUCUUCUAUUUCCAAAUCAUGCGGAGGAACCCCUUCGGCGUGGACAUCUGUUGCCGGAAGGGGUCUCGAAGCCCCCUGCAGGAGCUGUACAACCCGACACAGCUCGAGCUCUCCAACACCGCGGUCCUGCACCAGAUGAGGCGGGACCAGGUCACAGACACCUGCCGGGCCAACAGCGCCCUGAGCCGCAAGCGGCGGGUGCUGACGCCCAACGACCUGAAGCACCUGGUGGUGGACGAGGACCACGAGCUCAUCUACUGCUACGUGCCCAAGGUGGCCUGCACCAACUGGAAGCGGCUCAUGAUGGUCCUGAGCGGGCGGGGCAAGUACAGCGACCCCAUGGAGAUCCCGGCCAACGAGGCGCACGUGGCGGCCAACCUGAAGACCCUGAACCAGUACAGCAUCCCCGAGAUCAACCACCGCCUGAAGAGCUACCUGAAGUUCCUGUUCGUGCGCGAGCCCUUCGAGCGGCUGGUGUCGGCCUACCGCAACAAGUUCACGCAGAAGUACAACACGUCCUUCCACAAGCGCUACGGCACCAAGAUCAUCCGGCGCCAGCGCAAGAACGCCACGCAGGAGGCGCUGCGCCGCGGCGGCGACGUGCGCUUCGAGGAGUUCGUGGCCUAUCUCAUCGACCCGCACACGCAGCGCGAGGAGCCCUUCAACGAGCACUGGCAGACCGUCCACUCCCUCUGCCACCCGUGCCACAUCCACUACGACCUCGUGGGCAAGUACGAGACGCUGGAGGAGGAUUCCAACUACGUGCUGCAGCUGGCCGGGGUGGGCAGCUACCUGAAGUUCCCCACCUACGCCAAGUCCACAAGAACUACUGACGAAAUGACCACGGAGUUCUUCCAGAACAUCAGCUCGGAGCACCAGACGCAGCUCUACGAAGUCUACAAACUCGAUUUUUUAAUGUUCAAUUACUCAGUGCCAAGCUACCUGAAAUUGGAAUAAAGGGGCAGUGGGGGUCGGGGGUGGGGGUGGGGGCGAGGGAGAGAAUCGUGCUUUUUAAUUUAAGAUUUUUAUUUGUCAAAAGAAUUAUAUGAAUAUUGGGUUAUUUUGUAAAUUAAUAUUUCUUCGGGGAUGAUGCUGCGAGCAGCAUAGUGAGAAUUAUUUAAAAUCCUUAGUAGGGAAGGACAGCUGUCUUUGCAGGGGAAUGGGGGGGGGUCCCUGUUUUUAGACAUGAAUACUGCAACACUGUCUUCAAAGGUUUCCUUGUGUUCUGGUGAAUUCCACGAAUUGUGCAUUCCAUAAAUUCUAAUUAAUAUUAUUUAUAGUUAUUUAAACACAGUCUCUCAUAGAUUUCUUUUUGCGGCAGCAUGAGAAAUCUAUGUUUCAUUUGGGGGCAUGAAUGGUCUCCCUCACGGCUCAGACUCACUGUGUGAUAGUGGCCAUUGUGAUGUGUAUUGAUGCCACCAUGCUUGAAAUUCUGCGAGAAGGAAAUGGAAAGAGGCACCUUCGCAAGGGACUAAUUCCAGACCGAUUUUCAACCAACCCGAAAGUCCCUUGCUCUAAAGAAAUGUGAUGUGUUUUUUAAACCCAAGGAGGGAGCUGACUCUUGCUUUAUUUCCCCCACCAGAAUUAGUAGUCUGAUAGAAUAGGCUUUUCUAAAGAAAUUUGUAACUGGCAGUGCCAGUCGUGAUGAAGGGAAGUGACCCUUGCUUUAUAGUCAGCAAGUAUUUAUCAAGCAACUACUAUGUGCUGCGCCUCAUUCUAGGCCCUGUAGAUAGAGCAUUGAACAAAACCAGGAGUCUCAGCCCUGAGGAAGCUUUACAUGGACAGAGUAUCCAGCCUGACAAUUAGCAAACCCCCAAUAAUUUGGAUUGAACAUGAGUUUUGGACUGUUCAUAAGCAGGUCCAUGACCCCUAUAAAUUUGCAUUUUUCUGUGACCCAAAUCUGAAAACACAUGCUUGGAGCAGGCCACUGGCCUUGGUAAGUAAUCCAAGCUCAGUACCCAACACAAAAGAUGACAAAAAUGUUUCCUAUCAUGUACCUGCUCUAAUUUAUUGGUAAUGUCUGCCUUUAAGCCCUAGAACAGAUUUACCAGGCACAGCCUGGAAGGGUGCUGUGAUUGAUUAAUGAUGUCUGCUUUGGGUGAGGGGAGGGGAACUUGAGCUGCUCCCAUUGCUGCGUCCUGUCAUCUCCAGCCCAGCAGCCACGUCUCCACACAGAAGUGUUGUUUUUCUACUCUUGCCACGUAAUACCGUGGCAGGCUUCCUGCACUCGGGGAUUUGCAGUGGUCUGGCAUUUCUACCCCUCACCAAGGUCAGGGGUGGACUCUCGGUGCACACGUGUACCUGCUCUCAAGUCCUCCCAAGGCUGAGGCCAUGGGCACCUUGGGGACCACCAUGCAUGAGCAGCAAGGACCGCCUUCCGUGAUGGUAGUUCACGCCCCUUCCUCUGGAAGGCUGCACACAUCCGCUUCCUGUUUGCUGACUGACACCUGCACACGCUCCCCACUUCCAGCCACUCCCCAUGCCUCGGUUGAAGUUUGAGCCACAUCCCUCUUGCAGCUAGUGAAUGAGUUGGUAGC
Molossus molossus (Pallas's mastiff bat) is the source of this 3088-nucleotide messenger RNA. It is a transcript of the gene CHST11, whose product is annotated as carbohydrate sulfotransferase 11. The transcript is spliced from 3 exons. Gene Ontology annotation, cellular component: membrane. Gene Ontology annotation, biological process: proteoglycan biosynthetic process; carbohydrate biosynthetic process. The record is from RefSeq and is a predicted model, not a curated record. Lineage: Eukaryota; Metazoa; Chordata; Mammalia; Chiroptera; Molossidae. The coding region runs from base 465 to 1508 and encodes 347 amino acids. Gene Ontology annotation, molecular function: sulfotransferase activity.